Messenger RNA from Penicillium pulvis, 1296 nucleotides. RefSeq names its product 4'-phosphopantetheinyl transferase family protein. Bases 1 to 1296 code for a protein of 431 amino acids. NCBI's taxonomy places the organism in Eukaryota, Fungi, Ascomycota, Eurotiomycetes, Eurotiales, Aspergillaceae. Gene Ontology annotation, cellular component: cytosol. Gene Ontology annotation, molecular function: magnesium ion binding; holo-[acyl-carrier-protein] synthase activity. The record is from RefSeq and is a predicted model, not a curated record. The transcript has a single exon.
AUGCGGACCAAUGAGAUCAGUCUGGAAGAUGCUCGGCAUGGCAACCCCAGCGUCGAGGAUGUCAACUCUUGUUUAGCAGGUCUCCCAACAACAGCACGCUGGUACAUCGAUGUCCGAGACUGGGAGGCGAAUGGGAAGAAUCUGCCCUUUUUAGAAUCCCUUCGUCCCGACGAGCAGAAAGCCGUGACAAGGUAUUACCAUGCCGCAGACAAACGCAUGUCGCUGGCCUCACAUCUUCUCAAGUAUUUAUAUAUCCACCACGCCUGUGGUGUUCCAUGGAAAGAAAUUAUCCUCAGGCGCACGGACAUGCCCGAAAACCGACCAUACUACAAAUCUAUCUCUGACACUCAGGUGGAAUUCAACGUCACCCACCAGGCAGGGCUCACCAUGCUGGCGGGAACCAUUGCUCCAACUUCAGAACAAAUGCAAAAACACUCCACCAGAGGCACCUUACCGCAGCAGCCUCGGCUGGGCAUCGACGUGACCUGUGUGAACGAGAACCGCCGCAGGGUCAUCAAGACCAUGCCCGAGUACCUGGAACAUGUAUCCAUUUUCGUGGAUGUAUUCUCAGAUCGGGAGCUUGAGACUAUGAAAAAUCCAGCAGCUGCCCUCCGCCAAGCUCGAGCACUCGGCCUCGCAAAAGCAUUCGAUGGCUCAAACACCGAAGAAACGAUUGUCAGUUUUGGCGUGCGUCUGUUUUAUUCAUACUGGGCUCUCAAAGAAGCAUACCUGAAAAUGACCGGAGAUGCUCUUCUGGCUCCAUGGCUACGAACUCUUGAAUUUUCAAACGUCGUUCCCCCCGACCCUGUCAAUCCUUUACAUGCUCCGAAACCCUACGUUCAAUCUCAAAAUUCGAAAAAUAUCCCGCAAUCACCCAGAAACUGGGGCCCUUCGUUUGAUGGUGUCAAGAUCACCAAGGCAGGGAAGCCACUUGAUGACGUUCGUCUUCAACUUGUCGCAUUCGAGUCUGAUUACAUUGUUGCGGUUGCUGGUCGGGGUCUCCCUGUUGGUGUUUUCCCGGAAGUGAAGUGUAAUGAGGGUCUGCAUCAUCUGCCUGGACAUAUCACUGUGCGCUCUGGGGACGAAACGGAGGAGUGUCGCAUUCCUCUCAGUACUAUGAAAAUUAUUGGUCAUAUGGAUCCGUGGAAUAUUCCAUCUUCAAUCACAGAUCCUUGGCUCCCGAUGCAGGAGGUCGAUAUUGAUCUUGAUAUCCGGGCUUGUGCAGAAGGUCGAUGUGCUCAUCCUGAGAACCCUAAAUCCGUUCUCUCCGGUGUUCAAUUACGUGAAUCGUUGUAA